This is a messenger RNA of Colletotrichum destructivum, 2208 nucleotides long. Its product is annotated as Putative RGS domain superfamily, RGS, subdomain 2 protein. NCBI's taxonomy places the organism in Eukaryota, Fungi, Ascomycota, Sordariomycetes, Glomerellales, Glomerellaceae. Bases 440 to 1780 code for a protein of 446 amino acids. The transcript is spliced from 3 exons. The record is from RefSeq and is a predicted model, not a curated record.
AUCAGCUCUUGACACCAAGUCAGGUACCAAGGUGGGUUGACAGGCUUGACUACACCUCACCUGGCUGGUAUAUCAGCCCCUCGCCCCCCUCCUUGUGUCUCUCGCCUCUGUGCUCUUACCCCUCAAGCCUGGUUGUCCUUCGCUACUCUCGGUUCUUCUGCCCAUCCUCUUACAGGGGGAGCGCCAGUCUGACCGUGCACUGCAUUCCAACUCUACUUUCAAGUCCGAUACCUCAAUCCUUCGCUCCAGUCUGGCCAUUAUCGCCAAACGUCAUCGUCCAGCCUUGACACUACAACCCGACGACGCUUGCGUCCAUCCGUUCAUAUCCUCCAUCAAACCACCCCUAGAACCUAGGAUUACUACGUCGACCUUUUUACUUUCUUCCAUUCCUUAUUGAGACUACACAUCUCUUCCAACAACCCUCGCUCGACGAAUCAUCAUGGGUCUCCUGCCACUCACCUACCGCCGCCCGGUGUACGUUAACAACUCGGCAGGCGAAAGCUCCUCCGACGUUUCCGACAGCGGCGAUGAGAAGCAGAGCACUACCGCCUCGUCUUUGCGCUCCGGCCAGUCCGGCACGCCCCAGGGUAUUCCUGAGUCUUUGACAUUCGACAAGAUCAUCGACGGCGGCACUUGUCCUCCAUGCACUGUUCGUGACUUCAUGAACUACCUAAUCUACAUUGAGCAUGCUGCGGAAAAUUUGCAAUUUUUCCUCUGGCACCGUGACUAUGAGAAGCGUUUUGGCGAGACCAAAACUUCAGACAUUUCACUCGCUCAAGAAUGGACCCAGAACAUGGAAAACGAUGUUCUGCAACGCAUGUUCAAGGAGAAGUCGCAGGGAAUGCGCAAGAAGCCUGGGCAGGAGAUCUUUAAAGGAACGGAUUUUGAGAAGAAGGGCCCUGUGGCGGCCAUCAUCGAGGAAUCCAACCCCUUUUCGACCCCGCCCCGAACACCCCACGACCAGGAGUCCGUCUACACCGGGUCCAACGGGGUUUCGAACGCCGACUCGUACCGCUCUCAGGCCAGCGAGGCCUUUGCUUCCGCCGGCGCCAAACAGCCUUUUACGAUUCAACCGUUUCGCGAGGAGUUAGAUCGUGUUAUCGCCACGUACAUCAUGGAGGGAGCGCCGCGACAGCUUAACCUUUCUGCCAAGGAGCGCGAUGCCACUCUCCACGCUCUCGCCUACACCACCCACCCUAGUGCUUGCCGUCUGGCAAUCAAGGUCAUUGAGAACUCGCUCCGUCAGCAAGCACACCCCAACUUCAUCCGAUGGUCGAUUUGCAACGGCAAUCCCGCUCGCGUUUUCUUCGCUCGCGCUCUCGGCGUUGGCCUCAUUGUCAUUGCUUUCGUUGCCGCUAUUCUCAUCACUCUCAGCCACGCAGGCCGCGGCUGGCGAGCACUAGCCGCCAUUGGUUGGGUUUUGGGCAUAUCGACAUUGGUCGCAGCCUACAAGGGCAUGUGUGUCGUUCUUCACGGUAUGCACCAUCGCCACGUCCGCCCUUGGGAGCUGUUCGUCGACGAGGAGAGCGACGAUGAACAGGGCAAAACUUCGUUCGAGUCUUUCGGAACGACCAACAGCUUCGAGUCGGAGCCCUGGGUUAUUAAGUACGAAAAGCGGAACAUUGUUCGCAAGGUCUUUGACCGCGAAGUGUGGAUCGAGGAGCCUGCUCUGCGCACCAUUCAGGACACCAUCUUCUUGCAGGCCAUGCUGUGCGCCGUUCUUCUUGCAGGUGUCUUUACGGCCAUCUUUGUAGCGAUUCCCAAGCACGGCUACUUCUGAGGACUCUGUAUCCCAAAGCACAAAGGCCGCCGUGGCCAAGGGAACAAUUGAAGUUGCUUCGGAUGGAGAGCCGAUACCAAAGAUACCUGUUUGCUCGGCAAGCAGUUUUGGGAGGGACCAUGGUUAACAUGGUGUUUCGUCCGUGUACGAUUUAGUCAGGUCUUGAGAACAUUUUCUUUUGUCCCAAGAAUUGUUUAUCUGCUUCGUAACUUUUAUCAACAUUUCCCCUUAUUUCACCUGCCUCUUCGUAAUAGAUAUCUGGUCUACUUAGUUCAUGAUUGAGAAGCCGACACCAGUCGCCCACCGCAGCUGGCGACGGCGGAAGUGUACAGAGGUGACCCUUUGCACAGUUGGCCACACGAAUGGGAGUAGUCUCGAGGUUGACCGCCUGGUGUGUGAUGUGUUGUGUUAUGUUGUGUUAUGUUGUG